CGUUAUUCAGCGCCGUUUGUUACGGCGUCAUCUCCCAAUUCUAGUUUCUUUCUCAUGUCAGCCCCUCCUUAUGGGUAAGAGGAAGCCGCCCAAGAAAUCUCCUUCUUCGAAUCAAAGCCGAGGAAGCCGAUUCCCAGAUCUAUGCCGGGCAUUGUCGACCAAUGCCACUACAGUAAUCUUGGAAGCCGCCUCAGAUCAGGCUAUAGCCGCUGCUACUGCUGCCUUGCCGAAAGUGGUCAACGUCCCUGUGAAAGUUGCUCUGUCAACUGAGCCAGGUAAGACCAACUCCGAGGCGUUUCAAUCUGUAGCUGAAUCACCAAUUGUCAACUCUAAAAGCACUGAAGCCGCAGCAACUGUGAGCACAUAUGCAAACAAACCAGCACCAAACGCUGGUACCGAUUCUUGGGCGAGAAGAAGCAUCCGUAGGAGAAGGUCUAGAUCUCCAGCUCUUCCUGCUGCAGCUGUCCAGAAGGCUACAUUGGGUAAUGAAAAUGCUAAUUGGGUCCCUGUAAAAGGUAAAGAGGCUGCUGGUUUGGUUUGGACAGUGAAGAGCUCUAAUAAGUCUCAGUCUACAGGCUUUGAGGACAGUGUUUCAGGAUCUGUUUCGGUUCAGUCUGAAGGGCUAACACUGGGGCUGAACAAGAUAGAGCUAGGUGAUUUAAGCUCUGGAAGGCUUGUCAGCAACAAUGUAGCCGCAGGGAACAGAGAGGAGUCAGGUCAAGAAACAUACCCAGAUUUUGGGGUUGAAUAAGACUCUUUUGAUAUUUUGUCUACU
This is a messenger RNA of Arabidopsis arenosa, 775 nucleotides long. The record is from the annotation of a GenBank genome assembly. Lineage: Eukaryota; Viridiplantae; Streptophyta; Magnoliopsida; Brassicales; Brassicaceae.